AUGACAGAACAGCAGAAGCGUCCUCGUGAAGAUGAUCUUCCGACUUUUGACGAUCCAGCAGACCUCGUCAACGCGGUGAUAUCAACAUUGCAAAUUCCAGAGGAGAGAACCAAUGUAGCGACUGACUACGCCAACGAUAAAAACUUGGCUACUGAAGUUCAGGCAUACGCCAAGAUCGCCGGCCGUGACUGGACGUACUACGUUAGGACUUUGGCCAUUUCGAUCGGAAGAAACACCGAAAACAAUCCUACCAACGCUCCAGCCAGCCAGCAAACAGUAAACAUCGACUUGGGUCCAGCCAAAGUUGUCUCUAGACAGCAUGCAGCCAUCAAAUAUAACAUGGAUUUAAAGUGCUGGGAGUUGACUGUGCUAGGUAGAAACGGUGCAAGAAUCGAUGGCAAUAAAGUGCCCGUUGGUUCGGAACAUGCUACUCCAUUACACUCCGGUGCUAUAUUGGAUAUAGGCGGCACACAAAUGAUGUUUAUUUUGCCUGAUGCACCUCCUAGCAUCCUGCAAAAGAUGUUAAACGUCUGUUUAUCCCGCUAUAAGCAGCAGGGUAACAAGAUGCCUGCCACAUCCAACAACCUCCCGAGAAACACGACCAUGCAUCAGCCUCUGAAUUCUAUGAGACUGUUUUUGGGUGUAACGGGAUUCCAGAUGUUUGAUAAAGCCAACUUGACGCAUUCCCCUUCAUCAGUAUCAGCUGUCUCCUUGCAGAACAAUUUGGACCAGGACUUGUCCAAGGAAGAUGCUAAGGACAUUAAGCCUCCAUAUUCUUAUGCCACCAUGAUUACGCAGGCUAUUCUUUCAAAUUCAGACGGUGUCAUGUCUUUGUCCGAGAUUUACAAUUGGAUUUCAUCCCAUUAUGCAUACUACAAGUACUCCAAAGCCGGCUGGCAAAACUCCAUCAGACAUAACUUGUCGCUCAACAAAGCUUUCGAAAAGGUUCCAAGAAGACCUAACGAGCCGGGUAAAGGUAUGAAGUGGCAAAUCAGUGAGUCUUACAAAGAAGAUUUUAUGAAAAAGAUUCAAAAUGGCACAUUGCUGAAGUCCCGUCGUGGCUCCUCAGUAUCUAGAACAUUGCAGAUUCAUCUCGCCACUCACCACAGCCUUCCAGACUCGCAGGGCUCUGGAGGCGAAAAAAGACAAAUUAUGGAUUUCCGUGGUUCCUCAAAUGGUGAUCACAUGUAUCAAAAGGUCACCCAGCCAAUGCCAUACACCGGUCUUCCACCAAAUCAAAUGCAACCACAGAUCAAUUACGGUGGUCAAAUGAACGGCUACCCCAUGCAGCAGUUCAAUGGUCCUCCAGGGUACCCAGGCAAUCCUCAGAUGCCCAACCAACCUCAUUUGCAGCAGCAUCAACAUCAACCACACCAGCAAUUUAUGUCUUCCUUAAGCGGAGAGAACAAGACGCUCGCUUCGCCCCUUAAGCACAAUACCAGACAGGACGCUAACACGCCAAAGCUACCUAAAGUAGGGGGGAGUCACGUCUUCAACCUUCCUCCCCCAACUCCUGGGACAAGUCAAUCAAGUAACAAUAACUUUGCUUUCAGAGGCAACGAGCAGAAUGCCCGCGCUUCUGAGAUUGCAAACGGUAACGAUGCGAACAACACCUCACAAGGAAACUUGAGUGAGAUGCAACAAAACUCGACUGCACCAACUACAUCAAACACUUCCGAGCUUGGCAUAGGAUACACAUCCCCCAAAAAGAUAACACCUUUGGAAGCAUUCACACCUGAACGAGGCUCCAAGGCCGGUAUGAAGCUUGGACUUCCAAAUAACGCUAACAAUGUGACGCAAUCAUCCCCAGCGUUUUGGAACUUCGUGCAAUUUAGUACGCCAAACGGACAAACUCCAGGAAGAAAAAAUAGCGAGGAAAGCAAUGACCAAGCAAGCCCCACACAUCUGCGAAGAGCAACGGUCAAGGAUUCGAAAGAUAUCCCUGACGCGAAGGUCAAUGGCUCACCAGGUAAAGCCGUCACGCCUCCUAAGUAG
Molecule: messenger RNA, 1995 nt
Organism: Candidozyma pseudohaemuli
Lineage: Eukaryota; Fungi; Ascomycota; Pichiomycetes; Serinales; Metschnikowiaceae
Gene: FKH2
Product: forkhead family transcription factor
Exons: 1
Coding region: 1-1995 (664 amino acids)
Biological process (GO): regulation of transcription by RNA polymerase II
Molecular function (GO): protein binding; DNA-binding transcription factor activity, RNA polymerase II-specific; RNA polymerase II cis-regulatory region sequence-specific DNA binding
Source: RefSeq, a predicted model, not a curated record